UACUUUAGCGCCCCCAGGUCGACCCGAGUCAGUACACCAAUGGCUGAUGAGUUCUGCCAACUAUUACUUCUGGUUCAACAGUCAUGUCAAUGUCAUUGAAUUUUAUUAUUAAUUUUUGUACAGAUCUGGAGAAUAUUCCCUUUUAACCUUUUUUUGUACUUGAAGUCAAGACAAAAAUGACUUUCAAGUCAUAUAGCACAGUAAUCUAAUUAGCUUCACUCAGUGUCGGACAUUUGUGGGCUGGUGUUUCGAACCAUCAAGCUUUUGUACCCAAGCUCCGCAUUCGUCACCGUCAUGGCCGAAUCCACAAAGCCCAAGAUCACCCAUGUAAUCUUCGAUAUGGAUGGACUUUUACUUGAUACAGAGUCCAUCUACACUCUGACAACCCAGGAGCAGGUAUCCCGCUACGGCAAGGACUUUACAUGGGAGGUAAAGGGCAAGCUGAUGGGUACAAGUGAGCGUGAGGGCUGGCAGAUCCUAUUCCGUGAGCUGGAGCUGGAGGGAAAGGCUGACAUGGAGGAGAUGAUGAUCCAGACGAGAAAACGCCGCGACGAGCUUUUUCCAACGUGCAAAUUGAUGCCAGGUGCAGAAAGGCUGAUCCGCCACUUGCAUAGCCACGGCGUCCCGAUCUGCGUCGCGACAAGCUCUCGCUCAUCGUCCUUUGAGGCCAAGACCAGCCAGAAGCAGGAGCUCUUUUCCCUUUUCCAUCACUGCGUGCGCGGCGAUGAUCCUGAUCUGAAGCGUGCCAAGCCGUCACCGGAUAUUUUCCUCGUCGCUGCUUCACGAUUCUCAGAGCCGCCAGCACCUGAGAAGUGCCUAGUAUUUGAGGACGCCCCGCAAGGUGUAGAGGCUGCAUUGGCGGCCAACAUGACUUGCAUCAUGGUUCCAGACUCUCAUCUGUCCAAGUCCUUGCUUGGUAGGGCGCACGUAGAACUGGCAUCUUUGGAGGACUUUGAUCCGGCGGUAUAUGGCCUUCCUGGAUUUUAGGGUCCAUGUGCAUUUGUGGUGAUUGAGCCAGCCAUAUGACAUCCUUCGUCUGGACAUGACUAAAUGCAAGAAUUGUAGUCACGAGUGACCCGAAGCAGCACACACGUAAAUGGCCGUCAGUUCCCAGUGCGAUGGCUACAGACAUUGUCGUGGACACCUGCUUCUGAAUGAAUCACACGCUGUGUGUGUGAGCAUGUGUUAUGUGCAACACAGCCAUCAAGAUUAGUAUUAGCUCAGUCAUAGUAACUGGCACUAAUAUAGCCGUUGGUCAGUCAAAAGUGGCUCACGCCAAUCUAGCCUUUGUUUAUCCUAGCUGCUGGCAGCUAUGAUCCGGAUCUCAACCAGUCGCUCUUUUGCUGAAUUUUCCUUGUGGGAUAUUUAUUCCAUUCCUGUCCUUGUGUACGGUGUCGUUUCUUCCUUUACUCUACUGCUACCACCUGUUUGUCAGUCUAGGAUUGUACUGUGCUGUGCUGUGGCAUGUACAUGGCUAUACAGGUGGUGCGGGUAGUCUUGUAAGUUCUGUACAUGUACUUGCAGUGGCGUGUCUAGACAGACAGCAGUCUGCUUGUAGUAUCGCUAACAGCUGGCAGCCACAUGCUGUGGACAAAUACCAGCCAGGGCAUUGUUUCUUAUGAGCUGCAAGUACCGGUGUGGCCUGUACGUGGGCUGGCUCUCUCCAGCAACAUCCCCGCUGCUCAUGCAUGCGGUAGCUGAACACAUCCAUAUCCAGCCUCAGUUCCAGGUUUGUGCAGGAUGAGGCACUCAGUGGAGAUCUACUCUGUUUCUGUCUACAAUCUCUCAGGCUGGCUGGACUUCUGUUUGCUUGCUGCAUGCUUUGACCUGCCAUGUGAGCAGCCUGCACGCCAAGAUCUACUCUGUUUCUGUCUACAA
This is a messenger RNA of Sycon ciliatum, 1878 nucleotides long. Its product is annotated as pseudouridine-5'-phosphatase-like. The record is from RefSeq and is a predicted model, not a curated record. The coding region runs from base 295 to 987 and encodes 230 amino acids. NCBI's taxonomy places the organism in Eukaryota, Metazoa, Porifera, Calcarea, Leucosolenida, Sycettidae. The transcript has 3 exons. Gene Ontology annotation, molecular function: phosphatase activity.